AUGGAUGUUGCGUCAGUGGCCGUCAUCGGCGCCGGCGCUGCAGGAGCUGUAACGGCAUCGGCCCUCAAGGCAGAGAAUUAUUUUAAACGAAUUCGAGUAUUUGAACGGCGCGAGACGGCCGGCGGUGUUUGGAUCCAAGAUGUCGAAUCCAACAAGUCGCGGCCCUUUGAACCAGGCAAACUUCCUCCCGAUAUUGACCGGCCGUUACAAAUACCUAGCAAGUUACCACAAGCUCUACCGCAUAAUCAACAAGAACGAUGGGAAGAGACGCCGAUAUACAAGUCUCUGACAACAAACGUUCCUCACAUUGCCAUGUGUUUCUCCGAUUCUAUAUUUCCGUAUGGACCCUUUGUCCCUCAUUAUGUGGCAAGACAAUAUAUCGAAAACUACUUCUCUUUGCACCAAACAGACUCCUUUCUCGAACUCAACACCACGGUCGAAGACUUAUCCUGGGUACCAUCAUCUUCACACAAAAACGGAGGCAAUUGGAAAUUGACUCUUAGAAAAGGUGACGUAGCAAGACGCCAAGAUAUGUGGUGGGAGGAGCAUUUUGAUGCUGUUAUUUUGGCUAACGGCCACUACUCUGUACCAUAUGUCCCACGAGUUCCCGGCCUCGAAUCAUAUACGAAAACAUAUCCCGGUCGUGUUUCUCACUCCAAGUUCUACCGAUCGCCAGAAAAGUAUUACAACAAGCGUAUUAUUGUAGUUGGAAACUCUGCAUCCGGCCACGACGUAGCUGCCGAUCUCGUAUCAGUCGCCAAGAAGCCUAUAUACUGGUCAAUCCGGUCCAAGACACGAUGGGACGGCCCAGAGGCUCCCGAGGGCAUGGAGUGGAAACCGACUAUUGAGGAAUUCCGUGCCGAAGACGGAUCCGUCUUAUUCAGCGAUGGCAGUAUUCUUGAAGACAUUGACGCCGUCAUCUACUGCACGGGCUACAAGUCAUCGUUUCCCUUUUGGAACACAGCUGCCAACGGACACCCUCUAUGGGACUACAAGACAGACAGAAUGAUUGGAAACUAUCAGCAUACUUUUCUACGUAGUUCCCCUACGAUUGGUAUUGUCGGGUUACCCCGUACACUGACCUUUCGCAGCUUCGAGUACCAGGCGAUAGCGCUGGCUCGUCUGUGGUCGAAUAGGAACAAGUUUCCUCUACCCAGUAUUGCUGAACAGGAGAAAUGGGAAAUGGAACGGAUCAGACAAUCACAGGAAAACAAGACCAAAUUUCAUAAUAUCCCAUGGGAUACGGGCGAGACGCAUGAAUAUCUCAACUACUUGUAUAGCUUUGCAGGGCUGUCAACGCUUGCUGGCGACGGAAGAGUGCCACCGCCGUUGACGAGGGAGAUGGUGUGGGCUAUUGAGAAUAUUCGCAAGUAUCCUGAACCUGGAAAGGACAAGAAACCGCGUGCUAAUGUAAAGGAGGACGAAUAUCGCGGUUGGGUAGUCGUGAAACCGUAG
Molecule: messenger RNA, 1455 nt
Organism: [Torrubiella] hemipterigena
Lineage: Eukaryota; Fungi; Ascomycota; Sordariomycetes; Hypocreales; Clavicipitaceae
Source: the annotation of a GenBank genome assembly